This is a messenger RNA of Quercus lobata, 819 nucleotides long. RefSeq lists its product as uncharacterized. The transcript has 2 exons. NCBI's taxonomy places the organism in Eukaryota, Viridiplantae, Streptophyta, Magnoliopsida, Fagales, Fagaceae. The record is from RefSeq and is a predicted model, not a curated record. The coding region runs from base 1 to 819 and encodes 272 amino acids.
AUGCCCUCCGAUGACGAAAGCGAUGAUUACUAUAGGCAAAGAUCGAGAACUCCUCUAAGUGAGACCUUCUCUCAUGAAGAAGAGCACUACUGGAGGCGUAAACGUAAAAGCCCAUCUCUUAGGGGCUUGGGAAAUGAUGCCAUGAGCAGGGCACUGGAUCAACUCUCUAAAUCACCUUCCACACGCCGCAAAGAAGGGGCUACACUUCCUCGACAAUUCCAGCAGCUAACCUUUGCUGUUUAUAACGACAAAACAGACCCCGUGGAGCAUGACCACGGACAUACCACAGAGAACUGCAGGAACAUCUGGAACUAUCUGGACCAGCUAGUCCGAGAAGGAAAGCUGAAGCACCUUCUGCAUCAUCCCAGUGGUCAUCACGGCCAGACCCAUCAGGAAUCCCAGAGAGAUACUGCCCUAAGGCCACCCGUAGGGACGACCAGUGUAAUCUUGGCCGUACCAGGAAGAACAGAUACGCGCCCUUCACGAGUGUUAUCUGUGGCUCAACGGCCUACCGAGAAGUCCCAGUCAGAGCCAAAGAGGGCCAGAAUGAAUUUUCACCCAAUCUUGUGUUUUUCAGAAGAAGACAAGAUCGGAACCACCCAGCCCCAUGACGAUGCGUUGUUGAUCACUCUUAGAAUUGGGGACUACGAUGUGAAAAGAGUGAUGAUGGAUGGUGGUAGUGGGGUUGAGGUUAUGUACCCCGACCUCUACAAGGGGCUGAGGUUAAAACCGGAAGAUUUGAUGCCCUAUAACUCUCCUUUGAUGAGCUUUGACGGAAAGCUCGUCAUUCCAAAGGGCAUGAUUAGGCUACCCAUCUAG